CCGCGGUCACCGGUCAUAAAGUCCAAGCAGACUGAGGAACUCGGAAGCGCCUCGCUUCUGAGAUGGCGUCGAUGGCGCCGCGCACACUGCUCCUGCUGCUGGCGGCCGCCCUGGCCCCGACCCAGACCCACGAGGGCUCGCACUCUCUGCGGUAUUUCGACACCAUCGUGUCCUGGCCCGACCUCGGGGAGCCCCGGUUCACUUCUGUCGGCUACGUGGACGACAAGCAGUUCGUACGCUACGACAGCGACGCGGAGACUCCACGAGAGGAGCCACGGACGCCGUGGGUGGAGCAGGAGGGGCCGGAGUAUUGGGAGAGGGAGACACAGAUCCUCAAGAACACCAAGCAGACUCUCCGAGGAAACCUGAGGACCCUGCUCGGCUACUACAACCAGAGCGAGGGCGGCUCUCACACUUUCCAACACGCAUAUGGCUGUCACGUGGGGUCGGACGGGCGCCUCCUCCGCGGGUAUGACCAGUACGCAUAUGACGGCCGCGAUUACAUCGCCCUGAACGAGGACCUGAAGACGUGGACAGCGGCGGACACGGCGGCUCAGAUCACCAAGCGAAAGUGGGAGCAGGAUGGGGUUGCAGAGAGAAUGAAGGCCUACCUGGAGGACACGUGUGUGCACUGGCUGCACAGAUACCUGGAGAACGGGAAGGACGCGCUGCUGCGCACAGAUCCCCCAAAGGCAUAUGUGACCCAUCAUCCUGGACCUAACGGUGAUGUCACCCUGAGGUGCUGGGCCCUGGGCUUCUACCCUGUCUUUAUCGCCCUGACCUGGCAGAGGGAGGAAGAGGAACAGACUCAGGACAUGGAGCUGGUGGAGACCAGACCUUCUGGAGAUGGAACCUUCCAGAAGUGGGCAUCUCUGGUGGUGCCUUCUGGGGAGGAGCACAAAUACACAUGCCGUGUGUACCAUGAGGGGCUGCCUGAACCCCUCACCCUGAGAUGGGGUCCUGUCCUUCUUCCCUUCCCAGAGCCUCCUCAGUCCAUGGUCCCCAUCAUGGCAGUCAUUGCUGGUCUGGUUCUCCUUGGAGCUGUGAUCAUUGGAGCAGUGGUGGCUGUUGUGAUUAAGAGGAGGAGAAACACAGGUGGAAAAGGAGGGAACUAUGCUCCAGCUUCAGACAGAGACAGUUCCCAGAGCUCUGAUGUGCUUCUUCCAGACCAAAAAGCGUGAAGACAGCUGCCUGGUGUGGAUGCAGUGACAGACGAUGUGUUCAGGUCUCUCCUGUGACAUCCAGAGCCCCUCAGUUCACUCUCAACAAUAGAGUCUGAUGUUCCUUGUGAUCCCAUGGGCUCAGUGUGAAGAACUGGGGAGCCCAGCCCACCCUGCACACCAGGACCCUGUCCCUGCACUGUCCUGUUCCCUUCCACAGCCAACCUUCCUGUUCCUGCAGACAGGAGGGGACAUCUUCAUCCUGUCUCCUCCAUGCUGUCCUGAGCUUCAGCCCUGACUUCCCCACUGAAAAUAAGAAUCUGAAUGUGAACUUUAUUGUUCAUGUCCUUGAUCUCAAAGGUUGAUUGGCGGUAAAAUAAAGGAUUGUACUAGAGUUUGUGGAGGAAAUAAAUGGCAGCAUGGAGAACCUCCCAGAA
Molecule: messenger RNA, 1597 nt
Organism: Microtus oregoni (creeping vole)
Lineage: Eukaryota; Metazoa; Chordata; Mammalia; Rodentia; Cricetidae
Product: H-2 class I histocompatibility antigen, Q10 alpha chain-like
Exons: 8
Coding region: 63-1181 (372 amino acids)
Biological process (GO): antigen processing and presentation of endogenous peptide antigen via MHC class I via ER pathway, TAP-independent; positive regulation of T cell mediated cytotoxicity; immune response
Cellular component (GO): external side of plasma membrane
Molecular function (GO): peptide antigen binding; signaling receptor binding
Source: RefSeq, a predicted model, not a curated record